ACAGGCUGGGGGGAGGUUGGUCCUGGGUUGUAGACAGAGGCGCAGGCCGUAGGGGUGUCUUGGGGAUCUGGGACAGAUGCUUUGUGGAGGCUUCCUGGGUCUAUCAGGUGACAAGUUAGGAGGUGUCCUGGAGCAGUGGGGAAGGGACAGGUUGCAGAGAGAGGGGCGUCCCAGGAAUGUGUAUAGGGGAACAGUGGGGUGGGUGUCACUGGACUCUGUGUACGUGUGUGUGUGUGUGUGUGUGUGUGUGUGUGUCAGUCACUCGAGGUAUCCUGCAACGGGGGGCCGGGGUGGGGUGGGGGGGCAGUCACCUAGUGUUUCCCUAGUGCAGCCCUGAGUCCUAGGCCUUUGGCUUCUGGGGAAAGUGUCGGCCACAUAGAACUCGCGGGGCCCCGGCCCCAGCUCUGCGGGCUCCUCCGUUCUGCGGCGGCUGCCCUGGACUGUAGUGACCGUGGUGACAAAAGCCAGCGGGACUGCCUCGCCCCCGUGCCCUCCCGUCUUCGUUGUCGCUCUCGUCUCUGCAGCUGUGGGAACAGGGAAUCUUGAACAGCUGCCCUUCUGUUCCUACACGUGUAUCUGUCUUGAAGCAAAUCCAGUCUACAGACCUUGGGUUUACUCAAAAGCUUAAAUUAGGGAUUUUUUUUUUUUAAACCUGGAUUUCCCAAUUGAUUUGCUGUAGGAUUCUUUGAGAGCACAAACACACCAGUACGUCUAAAAUGAAUCGGUUUGUGGAAAAUCAGCUUAAUUCAACAGACGUUGAGUUCAAUUAUCUGUUCUGCUCAAAACCCUGUAUUGUGGGGAAUCUCAGAGCAGCAGGACUGGGCCCGGCCCCCCGGGAAGCUGGCAUAGCUGGAAGGCUGGGGCCUGGCCGUGAAGUAGGUCAAUAACAGAGACCGGUGUGUGGUCGGCACGCCACGAGGCAGGCGUGAUCGGCGUCUGAGGAGGCGGUCCGAGACAGCGGGGCGACGACCGAUGACCGAUGACUGUAGGUGGGCUCUCGCCAGCGCUCUGCCCUCUGACGGAACGGGCCGGGGCAGGCCGGCUCCCCGCCGUGCUCAUCUAGCCUGGCGUCCCACUGGACGGGAGGAGUGACCAGCCAGCGCCAGACCCAGAGCAGAUUCACCGAGCCUGGCCGUGUCCGGGAGGGUACUGAGAAGGGCCCUGACCCGGCCAAGUGGGAGCCCCCCCAGGCUGACUCCGCUGCCCCUUCACACGUCUCUGUCGAUCUGUGGCCACAUUUGGUAUGAAAAAAGGUUUCUCGGCACAAGUGAUCAGACGCACGUGUAUCUUGUCAUGAGAGAUCCGUUCCCCGCUCGAAGGGUAGCAGUCACGGACCGUCUUUGUGCACCGGCCCUUUGCACGGAGCAGGGUGUCUCAGCACCGCCUGCUGGGGUUUAGAGAGGGGUGCACACGGAGGCUCACUCUUUCUUCCUUCUUCCAAGUGCUCCCAGCUGACUCGGCCGCUCUCCUACAUGGACCUUCAGAACCAGCUGCAAUUUAACAGGAGUGUUCCUGCACAUUCCAGCAACUUGGCCGCGCGCUAUUCCUGCCCCGACGCGAUCAGAAUCGAGAAACUGACGCACUCGUCCGGCGAGUCCUACCGUGGCGGGGAUCCGGGCUUCAGAGCCGGGCCCGACGUGAGCGGCUCGGCCUCCUUCUCCGUCAUCUCCGAGGAGAGGCUCAGCUAUGCCGUCCACCUGGCCAAGAGGGACGUGAGGCGCAGGCAGUUCGAACAGCACGUGAGACAGCAGCGUCUCAGAAGUGAGCCCCAAACCUCUCAGAGGUGGGGACACCCCGAGCACAAGGUGCCUGAGCACAGGGAGCAGAGGAAGGAGGCAAGGAGCCGGGAAAUGUGUCCCUGCAGCCACGAGACGUGCGGGCGGGGAGCUUCCUGCUCGGGUGCGAAGGUUCACCUGUGUACCCCUCAGCCGGGGCAGCCCCCCGCCCUGGAGCCGGGGCCCCAGCCGCACGCCAGGACGGGUGGCCCGCAGGGCCUGCUGGGGGUGCAGAGACUCCAGGAGGAGCUGACCACUUGCGUCCGUAGGAUGGAAGAAGUAAUUAAAAGAGAUAGAACGGAAGAAGCUUUGGAACCGGAUGAGGAGCAGCGAGCCCGCGUCAGGAGGCAGGAACAGGCCGUGCGCUGUGCCCGGAUGCUGUAUUCCCUGCAGCAGCAGGUGAAAGAAAUCCAGGAAGAAUUGGAUAAAUUGAGUCCACAUAAGAUUAAACAUACUGAGAAGUCGUGGGCGAUGUCCCGGCUGGCGGCUGCCCACCGAAGCGCCAUCCGGGCCCUGCAGGUGUUUGUGACCCAGUUCGCCGACCGCGGGGAGCGGCCCCUCCCUGCCCGGUGCAGGGAGCUGGGCGGCCUCAUUCGCCAGCUCUCCCUCUGCUCCGCCAAGCUGGACGCCGACUCCUCUGUGUCUGAGGUGGUCAUAGACAUCCUGCGGCAAAUCGAGGCUUUGGAGUCCCUCCUGGAAAAGAAACUGUCACCAAAAAAGGUGAAGAAAUGUUUCCCAGAAGUUCAGACCAGGUUUCCCGUUGGUGGCCACAGGGCCUUGGAGAGAUGGCGGAGUUCUUCGCCAAAAGGCGAGAGGAGACCCCUCCUAGCAAAGGAGAUGCUUCUGCAGGAAGCGCGACAACCUUCCAGGGCAAACAGGCUUCUUGCUGAUAAGUGUCAGCCUGGGGCAGCACCUGCAGCGACCCAGCGGUCCGCGAACGGGAACGGGCUUGGUGUGAGGGGCGCGGACAUCCGUCCGGAAGGAGCCCCUCCUGCUCCGGACCACAGCGCGAGCCUCACGGCAGAGCCCGUGGCCGUGGCGAGAGCGGGAGCAGCGGCCUGGAGGCCCGGGGCGGGGAGCAUACCGCCCAGGAAGGAGGAGGCACCGGUGGGGCCGCCGCAGGGACCCCUCAGAGCUGAGGACCGUCAGCCGCCCCAAGGCCGCAGCAAAAGCAGACUGCAGCGCACGACCGUGUCAUCCAGGCUGAAAAGGAGCCAGCAGCCAGUGAGGGACCUCAGGGCCCCCUGGGUGCCUCCAAACCCCACGUCCCCGCCAGCGUCCCCCAAAUGUGCCGCCUGGCUGAAGGUGAGGCCCGGCCCCAGAGAUGCCGCCAGAGAGCGGUCUGUCCAGCAGGAAGAGGCUCAGGAGGCCAGCGCGUUGACAGGUGCUGUUGCGCACGAAGCCAUGAGACUCGCCUGGCUCGACGCUGAAGCUCACAAAACACUGAAGGAGCUGGAGAAGGUGAAAGCCGCGGGCGCGGACGGCGCGCACAGGCAGAGUGACUCUGCUGCCCAGUUAGCAGACAAGGUAGAGAAGGCGGUUCUGGAGCGUCUGAAGCCUCUCCUGGUCAAGGCCCAGAGAGUCAACUCUUCACUGGAAGCAGAGGUGCCGAAGGACCGGCCGCCGGCGGACACGGCGACAGCCCGGCCUACGGACGAGGCUGUGGCCGCGGACGGGGGGCCCGGCAGCCUCCGCCAGCAGGGCGACUGUCUGGAAGGCACCGCGCUCCGCUGUGACGUCUUGGCGUCGCAAGCCCGGGCCCCCGGGGCAGGCGGCAGGGACAGCCCAUUUCUGGACACUAUGAUGCUGCGCAUGGAGGAGAUGGAGAAAUACCAGGAGAUGGUUCGCCGAAGAUACAAUGAAAUUGUAUAUGCUGAUCCCCGUCUGUGGAUGCAGGAAGGGAAGAGUGAGCAGACGCUCCCGGCAGUAGGUGAAAGGCCUCUCUCUCCUCAUCCAGUCGGGACCACAAAGAGCCCUGCGCGCAAAGACCCAGGCGCGAGCAUCGUGUUGGAAAGACCUCGCAAUGGCAACUCCCUGGAUGCAAGUGUGGACGCUGGCGAGGAGUCUGAGAAGAGGGAGGCUCCCCUUCCGCCCCUUCUGGAAGAGUCUCUGCGGCAGGAAGGCCGCACCGCCCUCCUGGUGCCCCCGGGCAUGCGACGCAGCAUCCGCGACUCCUGCAGCCGCUUCGAGCAGUAUCUCCGCAUGACCGCGCACGAGGCCGUGGGCGCCUUCAACCCCUGGCUGAUGGCCGAGAGCUUCUCGGACGAGCUGGUGGACGAGGCUCUGGGCGCCGUGGCCGCGGAGCUGGAGGACACGUGUGAGGACUACGCGGAAGCCGUGUUUACGUCGGAGUUCUUGGAGGCCGCCGCUUGAAGCCCGUCUCUGUGGCGGGCCUCCUCCCCGGGGCCCACGGGUGGCCUUGGCCUCAGCUGUCCCUCUGGGCGGGGCCGCUGCCCUCGGAGAGGAAGGACGUGCGUCUCCGCGUCGUCGUGGCGGUGGAGCCGGUGGUUGAUGACGGUGGGUGUUCAUUGCCCAGGAACCGCGAAUCGCCUGACGAGACGGUGUUUUCCGAACUGUGGUUUUUCUGUUGACAUAUCGGUGACGCGAGCGUCCUGGCAGGUGGUGGAAGACGGGUUUCACUCCCGGGGUCGAGAUGCUCCCGUCACCCCCCCGUCACCCCCCGUCAGCCCCCGUCACCCGGCCGUGAGCCUGCCAGUCCCCGUGUGCGGCACCUCCUCCGGCUCUCAGCCCCUCGUGGUACCCGGUCUCGCCCUGGGGGGCGUAUGGACGCAGACCUUGAAUUGAGGGGCCGGGAGGGCACCCAGCUCAUGUCCCCUCUGCGGGCUCGCACCUCCCCCGCCUCCAGACCCACCGAGCAGCCUGGGUGGGAGGACGGAUGGGCCUGGAUGUGCUGCCCGCCUCCCCCUCCCCCCCCCCCCCGCCAAGAAAGGAAGACACCUGAGAGCCGGGGGCGCUCGGUGCCCUCGUCCCUCCUCUCCUCUCCCCUCCCCUCUCCGUCAGGAUUCACCAAGAGGAAAGCCUCUGAUUUUUCAGAAACGGAAAAGGCACGUGCGUGAGUUUUCCUCGACCGGAGCCCUGCUGAGGACCCACCCGAGGGGAGGAUUCGCGCCCAGGAUAACGUGCGUCUUCAUGACACGCAUGGCGUCACGUCUGGGACUUUUCCCCCAAGUACACGUGUUUCGGGGAGCGGUGCACCUGCCCCGUCACGCGACCUGUGCAAAAUUGGGCUUUGUUUCGUGUGCGCACGCUCCUAAAUGUGACACAGCCUCCGAAGGGAAAGUGCUCCCAGGUUACUGGAAGGUCUUCGAGGCGAGGGGCGCAUGUGCACUUGGCGGGGCGUCUGCCAUCUGAGGCUGGAGUCAUUUGUGUGCUAGCGUUUGCUGUGAUUUGUAAAAUAAACUCAGGAUCUUAAAGGA
Molecule: messenger RNA, 5212 nt
Organism: Herpailurus yagouaroundi (jaguarundi)
Lineage: Eukaryota; Metazoa; Chordata; Mammalia; Carnivora; Felidae
Product: KIAA0753 ortholog
Exons: 20
Coding region: 1473-4148 (891 amino acids)
Biological process (GO): centriole replication; protein localization to centrosome
Cellular component (GO): microtubule organizing center; centriolar satellite
Source: RefSeq, a predicted model, not a curated record